Molecule: messenger RNA, 2049 nt
Organism: Python bivittatus (Burmese python)
Lineage: Eukaryota; Metazoa; Chordata; Lepidosauria; Squamata; Pythonidae
Source: RefSeq, a predicted model, not a curated record
AUGGUCUCAAAUGAAGCCCAUCAGUAUAUGGGGAUUGUCCAGUUAUUGAAGCAUUUUGGAUGGACCUGGGUUGGAUUCAUUGUUUUGAGAGAUGAGAGUGGAGACCAUUUCUUGCAGAUUUUGGAACCUUUGCUUUUCCAGAAUGGAAUCUGUUCUGCCUUCAUACAAAGAAUCCCUAGCCAAGGUCGUUUGCUUUCUUUUACUGAAAUCAAUGAACUCUCCUCAAGUAUUUAUCAACCUUUCAUGGACAGCAGAGCCAAAAUAUUUGUUGUGUAUGGAGAAACUCUUACAGUUAUGUGGCUGAGUUCUUUAAUGUUUCAGCCAGAUUCUUAUUACCAGGAAAACACAUCUGUUGGAAAAUUGUGGAUUGUGACUGCGCAGAUUGAUUUCACAAUCAUGGGCCUUGUAACAAGCUGGAAUUCAGAAAUAUUCCAAGGGACCAUGUCUUUUGAGGUUCCUUCAAAUGAACCGCUAGGGUUUCAGACAUACGUUCGGAGCCUAAAAUGUUGCUGGGCACCAGAGGACCGUUUUCUAAAGGACUUUUGGGAGCAAGCCUUCAACUGUAAAUUUUCAAAUUCUGAAGGAUCACUGGAGCAGUUGAAAAUAUGCACUGGGGAGGAGAAGUUGGAGACGCUUCCGAGUUCUGUUUUUGAAAUGCAGAUGACUGGCUACAGCUACAGUAUCUUUAAUGCUGUCUAUGUCUUGGCACAUGCUUUACAUGCAAUGUCUUCAUUUAGGUCCCACCGCCAAGCAUUGGUGAAUGGGAAAAGACUUGCAUGGCAAGAUCUUCAACCUUGGCAGCUUCACCGGUUUCUUCAAGGCAUUUCCUUUAACAACUCAGCUGGAGAACGAGUAACUUUUAAUGAUAGAAUGGAGGUUGCAACUGGCCUUGAUAUAAUGAAGAUGGUCCUAUUCCCAAACAACUCCUUCACUCAAGUGAAAGUUGGGAGGAUAGAUUCCGAGGAAAGGCAGACAUUCAGCUUUUACCAAGAUAAAAAGAGUUGGCAAAGGCAUUUCAACCAGGUUCUGCCCUUUUCUCUGUGUAGUGAUCCUUGCCAGCCUGGUUACCAAAAGAAAAAGACAGAAGGGGAGAAAUUCUGCUGCUAUGAUUGUGCUCCCUGCCCAGAAGGGAAGAUUUCACACCAAAAAGAUAUGGUUGACUGUUCCCCGUGCCCAGAAGAUCAAUAUCCAAGCAAGAGGCAAGAUCAAUGUAUUUUCAAGACGUUAAGCUUUCUGUCUUAUAAAGAACCAUUAGGAAUGAGUUUAGCUUUGGUCACUGUUAGUCUAUUCAUAACUACAGCAUUUGUCCUUAGAACCUUUGUUAAGCACCAAGACACUCCCAUUGUCAAAGCCAACAACCGGGAACUAACAUACACACUCCUUCUCUCUCUUCUCCUUUGCUUCCUUUCACCUUUACUGUUUUUUGAGCAGCCUAACAAGACAACUUGCUUUCUUUGCCAAUCUGCUUUUGGCAUCAUUUUUGCUGUGGCUGUUUCCUGUGUAUUAGCUAAAACCAUCACCGUAGUUGUGGCUUUCAUGGCCACCAAACCAGGGUCCAACAUGAGGAAAUGGUUGGGGAGAAAACUGGCCAGUUCCAUUGUUAUUUCCUGCUCUCUCGUUCAAGCAAGUAUUUGUAUGUGGUGGAUGACAACCUCUUCCCCUUUCCCAAAUUGGGACAUGCAAUCUCUCACCAGUGAAAUCAUAGCAGAAUGUAAUGUGGGAUCUGCUGUCCUCUUCUAUCUUGUCCUGGGCUACUUGGGAUUUCUAGCCAUGAUUAGUUUUAUGGUGGCUUUUUUUGCCAGGAAGUUGCCAGAUGCCUUCAAUGAAGCCAAAUUUAUCACUUUCAGCAUGCUGAUGUUUUGUAGUGUUUGGUUGUCUUUUGUCCCCACUUAUCUGAGCACAAAAGGGAAGUACAUGGUGGCUGUGGAGAUCUUCUCCAUCUUAGCUUCCAGCGGUGGAUUGCUGUGUUGUAUCUUUUUCCCCAAAUGCUACAUUAUUCUGUUGAGACCUCAGUUAAACAACAGAGAACAGUUAAAAAGAAAUAAUUAA